AUGCCGUCAUUGCUAGACAUGCCAAGUGAAAUUCUCUAUCACAUUAUAGGCUAUCUGAUCUUAGAGUCAGAUAUAAAUUCGUUAGCCAGGACAAACUGCCAUCUUUAUAAUAUAAGCAAUCUUUCCUUGUAUCAUUUUAAUGCCACGCACGGACAGAUGUCCGCACUCCUAUGGGCUAUAAAUCAUGGAAUAGUCAAGACUGCUCAGCAUUCACUGAAUGCUAGUUUUGGAGUUUUGAAUAAUAAACUUGAGAUAUUCUAUCAUGCACCGUCAAUAGCAGUGCAAGGGGGACACAUAAAUGUUAUAAAGAUUCUUCUACUGCAGGAGGGAGUCGAUCCCAAUUUCCAAUGUCAGAAUAAAGAGGACAAAUCCUCCAUAACAUUCUUAGCAAGAGCAGCUCAAGCAGGACAUGUGAAUGUGGUUGCCCUGUUACUGUCAACAAAAGGCAUCAACCCGAAUCUAGAAGAUGACAUGGGGAGACCCAAUUACUUAUGCAGGAUUCAGCAGCCAGGAUACAGUGAUCUCAAUUUCAAGGAUUACCAUGGCCGUACACCACUUUCCUGGACAGUUAGCUACGGAUCAGAAGCUGCUGUUCCUCAAUUCCUAUCUCAACAGGAUAUUGACGUGAAUGCCGCGAUAGCAACUAAGUACAUGUUCAAGAAGGGGUGCAUCGCCUUGAUGUUUGCAGCCAGCAGGAGAUUUACAGAGAAAGUGGAGCUAUUGCUUAACACACCAAAUAUCAAUGUGAACCACCAAUGUGCCAGUGGAAAAACAGCUUUACACCUUGCACUUUUACUUGCAAAAGGAGCACAUCCUGACCCCAGGGAUCGCUACAAUCUGUCCCCUCUAUUUGGGUCUGCAUCUAAUGGCCACCUAUCCAUCAUGAAGUUGCUAUAUGAAGCAGGAGUUGAUCUGACCACUGACACUGGUACUGGAGACACUGCACUUACUGUAGCCUCAAGUGGCGGGCAUGCAGAUAUAGUUUCAUUUCUCCGGGAGACAGGAAAGGUAGACCUAGCAUCUCAAGGUAAAGAUGACAAGCGAAACCCUUUAGAUUACAAGGGGCGAACACCAUUAUCAUACGUGGUUGAGUAUGGUGAUCUUGAAUUAAUCACGAUGCUGGUCCUGAAUAUAUCUUCAAUUGAUCCUGGUGAGAUGGACGUUGACGGCGAAACACUCCUAUCCUAUGCUUCGCGACGCAGUGAUCCGGAUACUACUAUCAAAACAAGAAGAAAACGCUGAAGAAAGAAAAGAGGAGAAGAAUCAACAAACGGUGAGAUAAUGAGAUAUGACAGGACAGAGGGGCAGAAAUACACCAUGUGACGAAUACAGAAACGAGGGCCAACGGCCUGAGUAUUCUAACGGGCUUCAGCCCGCUACAACUGUACUGUGUAGACAAUUCCUUGAAACAAUAAUUGAUAACAGGAAAUAAAGAAUAUAUAGAAUCAGAUUACUCAAAAACAAAAACGUCUUAAGAAGCAUAAGGGCAAUACUGAUUAGGUAGACCAUUUAAUCUCC
Messenger RNA from Aspergillus alliaceus, 1518 nucleotides. Its product is annotated as ankyrin repeat-containing domain protein. Bases 1 to 1242 code for a protein of 413 amino acids. Gene Ontology annotation, molecular function: protein binding. The transcript is spliced from 5 exons. Lineage: Eukaryota; Fungi; Ascomycota; Eurotiomycetes; Eurotiales; Aspergillaceae. The record is from RefSeq and is a predicted model, not a curated record.